Molecule: messenger RNA, 1219 nt
Organism: Didymodactylos carnosus
Lineage: Eukaryota; Metazoa; Rotifera; Eurotatoria; Philodinida; Philodinidae
Source: the annotation of a GenBank genome assembly
AUGGAAGGACGCCAAAAGACACGAAGGGAUGUGGCAAGACAACAGACGAAAUGGAGCUGGACAGUUUUUUCGCUCUGAUGGAUCGUCAUGGAUAGGAGAGUGGAGAGACGAUUUGCUGCACGGACAAGCUCAACUCAUCUCGAAAGACGGUGUACAUAUAAGAGAGGGAAAGUGGGAAAAUGGGAAAGAGAUCGGACCGCCUCGCAAGUCAUAACGCUGUGCCUACGGAGGAAACGCUUGCAAGUCAGUGGUAGUAACAACAGUCGGCUAGACAGAAACUUUGCGGAUAUUCAACUGAGGACGCUUCAUUUCUAUGCUGUAUGUGUAUUUUUGAAAACCUUCGUUUUUGAGCUCUUGGCGCUCUCUUUUUUACGGCGCAUGAGAUGACUUUGAAAAUGCCAAUAAACAAGAAUGCUCUCAAGUUCUCGACUGCCUGUGGAACUAUCUCACUCGACACUUGUACAACUAGUGACAAUGUAAAGGACACUUUAUUCUCGAGCGAAUUAAAUUUUUUGAUUCGAAGGGACACAGACUACAUCUAGAGAGUUACACUCAUUAUUUGUCAGGUCAUCGUUUACGUUUAAAUCGUUCCACUCGAUUCGACUCAUCCCGCCUCGCCCCUCAGCCGCAUUAGACUUCUUUAUUUCCAGGACUUCAAAAACAAAAAAAAUGAAACGAAGAAAAGUAAGAAGUCUUCCUUUCUUUUUAUGCACUGAAACAAAGUUGUAGGAAAGGAAAGAAAAAAAGCAACAGAAUGAAUAAAAGGAGAACGGUAACACUCAUGUCACGGCUUUCCAGUCAGCUGUAUCUCACAGCUUUCCUCGUUCCACGAGGCGAAACUUUGUUCAUUGCGAAGAAUAUUAUACAUAGUAACGAUUACCUGCAAGGCACAUGGAGGACCAUGCUAGCAGAGUGCGAUAUCGAUCGAGUACUGCUGAAGCGACAGCGAGCGGACCGCAAUCCGCCACUCCCAUUUCAAUUUGAUUUCCCGAGUAAGUGCAUACUCGCAGUGAUGGGCCGAAGGGUGGGCGAGGAGGAGCAAUUGCCCACCCUCAAACUAAACAUUUGCGUUCUGCUCAAGGGGGUAAAAGCACCACUUCACCACUUCAUUUCACUUCACUUCAUCUAGGUAAAACGCUGCUGAAACGGUCGAAACAAUAAAAAAUCACUUCAAGUUAAGCGGAAGUGGUGAAAUGGUACUUUCCCUCCCUUGCUUCCC